This is a messenger RNA of Penicillium salamii, 909 nucleotides long. The record is from the annotation of a GenBank genome assembly. Lineage: Eukaryota; Fungi; Ascomycota; Eurotiomycetes; Eurotiales; Aspergillaceae.
AUGUUCCGUGACAAGACUCGUGAUUCGCAGCCCACAGAUGAGUCUGGAGAGCGCCUUCUGGCGGAGGAGGAGGGCACUCUGUGGACCAACAAUGAGGAAACCCCAACGGCAUGCUGCAAGAGUUUUGCAACUGGUCUUUUACAAACAGCUGCACUUGUGCUCUUCUUCCUGAUUGGAGCAUUGUUUGGCUUUGACUGGCGUGGAGAUUUGGAUACCAUGUGCCAUGCACAUACUUCCCAAUACUCAACUAUCACAAGAGAAGUUGGGAUCGAGUACAGCCCUCAAAUGUUCAAUGGCUCGCUUUUAAAGGAAAGCAUAUUUCGUCUAGAUGCGGGCCCUGAGGUAGAUGCGGCGUGGGAAUCAUUGGGAAUCAAUUGUUGGUGGCCAGUCCACUCACUGAUGCCUCGAACCUCACUGACAUUUGCUUCUAAUAUAGAUCGAAGUAUUCGCGUGCCAUUCGAAGAUGCUAAACAGAGUGGACUCGCUGCCGAUCAAGUGAAAAUCAACAAAAAAUAUGGAGGAGGAUUUCCGGCAAAUGUGGAAGGGCUGCAUCAUCUUCACUGUUUGAAUCUUCUCCGUCAAUCACUCUAUUACAACUAUGACUAUUACCACGCGAAGGGUGAAGGCCCAUUCGUCAAUGAUGACUACAUUGUGCGCCGACACGUCUCUCACUGCCUUGAUAUCAUUCGCCAACAGCUCAUGUGUACAGUCGACACCGGUGUCCUGGGUCAGAUAUGGAUCUACCCUGAAAGCCCCGAGCCUUAUGUCGACUUCAACACUCAACACCGAUGUAAGAAUUUCGAAGAUGUCCGUGGAUGGGCUGAGAAAAAUCAGCUACCUCUAGAUCCUCCGUCAGACUUCCUCGAGCCACCGAUGGAAGGUGAUCGAAUCUACGACGAAAUGCCCUGA